Messenger RNA from Oryzias melastigma (Indian medaka), 862 nucleotides. Its product is annotated as OX-2 membrane glycoprotein. NCBI's taxonomy places the organism in Eukaryota, Metazoa, Chordata, Actinopteri, Beloniformes, Adrianichthyidae. The record is from RefSeq and is a predicted model, not a curated record. Gene Ontology annotation, molecular function: cell-cell adhesion mediator activity.
UAAGAUCGAGUGACGUAAAAGGGUAGGAACCUUAUUUUCUUACACAUUUGUUCCCUGGGGAAGAAAAAUAAAGUUGAACCUGUGUGAAGCUGGAAGCAUUGAAAACUCUGCCGCCUGAGCAGUUAUACGUUUGUAAUUUAAUUAUUCUUGAAAACUUACAUAAUCACGAAAGUAUAAGGUUAAAUAACUGAAUAUGUUGAUAUAUAUAAAUAUAUUUAUAUAAUAUAUGCGAGAUAUAAUAAUAACAAACCCAUGAAGACCAACACGCCUUACCAGUAGGUGGCGGUAAUGCGGCUUUACGCUGUGUGCGUUCUACCAUAAAACCUCAGAAGAAGACAUUCAAAAAUGACCGCGGUUAUGCGGCUUUACGCUGUGUGCGUUCUGCCAUAAAACCACACAAGAAGAUAUUCAUAAAUGACCGCGGUUAUGGAUACAUGUUUUUCUUUCUCUCUGUUGUUGUUUUUAUCAAAAGCUGAGUCUGCUGUGGUUCAGACUCAGCAGACUGUGAUAGCAGCAGCUGGAGGAGAAGCUCAUCUCAGCUGUCAGCUCUCACAACCUAAAGACGUCCUUCAAAUCACGUGGCAGAAAAUUGUAUUUGGAACCGAGGAAAACAUUGGAUCGUACAGCCAGCAGUAUGGAGAAAGAGUGGUUUCUAAAUUCAGAGGAAGAGUCCAGAUCAGCAGCUCUGGAAUGAAGAACAGCUCCAUAGUGGUGAGGAACGUUUCAGAGGAGGAUGGAGGAUGUUUCCUCUGCUUGUUCAACGCAUACCCUGAAGGAGCUCUGAAAGGAAGAACGUGUCUUCUAGUCUACGAGCUGGAUCAACCGCUGCUGCACGUCCGAGCUUCAGCUGCAGGGUCCGUCA